Molecule: messenger RNA, 876 nt
Organism: Mesocricetus auratus (golden hamster)
Lineage: Eukaryota; Metazoa; Chordata; Mammalia; Rodentia; Cricetidae
Product: 28S ribosomal protein S18a, mitochondrial
Exons: 6
Coding region: 41-631 (196 amino acids)
Biological process (GO): mitochondrial translation
Cellular component (GO): mitochondrial small ribosomal subunit; ribosome
Molecular function (GO): small ribosomal subunit rRNA binding; structural constituent of ribosome
Source: RefSeq, a predicted model, not a curated record
CGGAAGCGGAAGUGCAGGCGAGGUCAGGCGAGUUCCCAGGAUGGCGUCCUUCAGGGCUCUGGUGUCAGGCUGCGGGCGCCAGCUGCAAGGGUUCCUGUCAGGCCCCGCCGCGACCGGAUGGUCGUGGCUUCCAGCCCGCGGCUUGAGAGAAGUGGUGGAGAUCCAAGAAGGGAAGACAACUGUGAUUGAAGGCCGAAUCACAGAAACUCCCCAGGCAACUCCAAACCCCCCUAACCCCUCAGGCCAGUGCCCCAUCUGCCGUUGGAACCUGAAGCACAAAUAUAACUAUGAGGAUGUGUUGCUGCUCAGGCAAUUCAUCCGACCUCAUGGAGGCAUGCUGCCCCGGACUGUCACAGGCUUGUGCCUGGAGGAGCACCGAAAGGUCGAGGAGUGUGUGAAGAUGGCGCACCGAGCAGGUCUAUUCCCAGACCACAGGCCACGGCUUCCAGAAGGGUCAUCACCAAAGAAGAAACCCACGCUCAACCGCUACCUGACUCGCUGGGCUCCCAGCUCUGUCAAGCCCAUCUACAAAAAAGGGCCCCGUUGGAAUAAGGUGGGUAUGGCCGUGGGGUCACCACUCCUGAAGGACAAUGUCAACUACUCAAGGAGGCCUUUGAAGCUCCUUCAUUAGUGGAAGCCCUGCAGCUGAAGAUCCUGACUGGAACCUUCCACGUGAUGCACUGGCCCCUCCCACCAGAAACCCUGCCCUCCACACACUGCAUGGGGACUCUGGGACUAUUUCUGUUCCCUGGAUCAGCCCAGCCAGCAUUGGGAGGCAGGGCAGGCAGGAGCUGGGUCUCCCGGCCUGUGGUCUUCUGUCUGGGGCUGAGAUGGGGGCAAGGACAGGAGUCUUACGCAUAGAAUGGAUGAAGCAGC